Molecule: messenger RNA, 1152 nt
Organism: Haemonchus placei
Lineage: Eukaryota; Metazoa; Nematoda; Chromadorea; Rhabditida; Trichostrongylidae
Source: the annotation of a GenBank genome assembly
AACCAGGAGGCCUCGGACUUUUUAUAUGACAGGCAACAGCAACCCUUGUGUGUUCUGAAAGGUCACCAAUGCUCUCUUCCAAGGAUCAUAAAGGUCGCGGCCACAGCGAAGAUCGAGAUUUCCCUACAAAACCCUUCGGGCUGCUUUGAUAUUCCACGGUUCGAUACUGAUAGCUUCACAGUCUGUUACAAAAACGUGUCGAACGUGGCAGUUCGCCUCUCAAGAAAUGAUACAAAAGAGCAGCGAUUCGCACUGCUACUGAAUUGCCAUUAUGACAGUUGGCCUGUUAGCAGCGGCGGAUCUGACGAUUUGGCUUCAUGUGCUAUAAUGUUAGAACUACUCCGUCUACUGUCUCAAAAAAUGAACGUACUCAAGCACGACGUCAUUUUUCUCUUCAACGGUGCAGAAGAGUCAAGCUUGCAAGGCGCGCACGGUUUCAUCACUCAACAUCCAUGGCGUCACCUAAUACGGGCCUUCAUAAAUCUUGAAGCAAGUGGUAGUGGUGGUAGAGAGCUCCUCUUUCAAGCCGGUCCUGCUAAUCAAUGGUUACUGAAUUCUUACUUGGAGAGUGCAACCCACCCUUACUGCUCUAUCAUUGCUCAGGAAGUAUUCCAGAGUGGAUUGUUCCCGGGCGAGACAGAUUUUCGCGUAUUUCGAGACUACGGAAGAAUACCGGGUUUGGAUUUGGCAUUUGUUCAUAACGGUUACUGGUGGCAUACAGAAUUUGAUGAAGGGAGACGGAUCGCUAUAGGGUCCAUACAACGUGCUGGUGAUAAUGUGUACGCCACAGUGUUACAUCUACUCCAAUCACCGUACUUGAGCAAUCCGGGUGGGAACGCUGACCAGAAAUAUGUUUUCUUCGACUUUCUUGGUAAGUUUCUUAUUGUUAUAAAUGGGAUCUAUCUGUUAGAGCUAAGGUCGAAGCAAGAGUUGUUCGUCACAGGAACCAAUUCCUCUAGCACGGACCAUCUCAGAUGUCAGUCUUUUACGAGUGUGGAGGACACUCUUUUCUUUGGAGCGGCUGCGGUUGGUCUCCAAGUCCAAUACCUACACCACUCGGCCAUGGUUUCGCAGUUAAGGAGACUUGGGAGGGGCGACUAUACCCACAAAACACGUGGAACAGAUAAGCCAUUUGAUAGCCGAGUCCUGUAA